AUGGGUCUUAAGGUGAACGAAGGCGUUGAUAGGGCAGUUCCUCGGCUUACGCCUAUCUUUGUUGCAUCGACAAUCGACCCGAGAGGCACCAACAAGCUACUUACCACACUAAAGGAGAAUCUAGACUUUGUUUCUCCCAACACCUUCGAAGAUAUCAACGAUACUUUUGUGCUACAUGAUGAAAAUGACACCGAUAUUACCGAAGACUUGAACAUGGAUUCAGACGGAGAGCAGACGUUUGAUCAGGUUAUCUCGGCGCCCAAGCACAUCAAGUUUUUGGGCCCUAAUGCUUUCCCAGAACCAGCACAAACUCCAUACUUCGACAUGAAAAAAUAUUUUCAUCAUUUAAAGCAUCUCUAUGAGGCCAACGAUACACCACUGGGCAGCAUCGGUACUCUUCUUGCAUACGGCGAAGUUGUCACAUCUACAAACACCCUUCUCGAUAAGAACCCCAACUGGCUCGCCCAAUUGCCCCAUGGACUCACCUUCACCGCCACCACGCAAAUCGCCGGACGAGGCAGAGGCGGCAACGUGUGGAUCAAUCCAAAGGGAGUGAUGGCAACUUCGAUCUUGUUCAGACUUCCUCCAGGCGAGUCCAACAGCUCCAUCAUUGUCACGUUACAGUACUUGACUGCAUUGGCUCUCAUCGAGUCGAUCUUGGGCUACGGCGCUUCUGUUCAGGGCCAAGGCUCCGGGUACGAGGAUAUGCCCUUGAGGCUCAAGUGGCCUAACGACAUGUAUGCGCUCAAGCCUGAAUUCUACAAUCUGAUCUCGGACAAGGACGAGGUGAGUAAGACGGUCGAAGGCGACGACGAGAAGUGGGCCAAAGUCUCUGGAGCGCUUAUCAACUCGCAAUUUCUCAACGGCCAAUUCCAUCUCGUAUGGGGUGGAGGAGUGAAUGUGUCCAACGAGGCGCCCACCACUUCGCUCAACAGAGUUCUUGCCAGACUCAAUGAAUUGAGAGCCAAAAAGGGGCUUCCUUCUUUGCCUCCGUAUGAGCAUGAGCUUCUUCUUGCGAAACUCGCCUUCAACAUCGAGCAGUUCUACAGCGUGUUCCAGAAAUCUGGUUUGCAGCCAUUCCUAGCCCUUUACUACAAAAGAUGGUUCCACAGCAAUCAGCACGUCCGGUUGGAUGCUAAGGGAGACGGCAAUGUGAGAGAUUGUGUUAUCAGAGGUGUCACCAGUGACUAUGGUCUUUUGAUCGCCGAAGACACCAAGACUCACGAACGGUUGGAGUUGCAGCCAGACGGGAAUUCCUUCGAUAUCUUCAAGGGCCUCGUAUACAAAAAGCUGUAG
Molecule: messenger RNA, 1296 nt
Organism: Candidozyma auris
Lineage: Eukaryota; Fungi; Ascomycota; Pichiomycetes; Serinales; Metschnikowiaceae
Product: biotin--[acetyl-CoA-carboxylase] ligase BPL1
Exons: 1
Coding region: 1-1296 (431 amino acids)
Biological process (GO): protein modification process
Cellular component (GO): cytoplasm
Molecular function (GO): biotin--[biotin carboxyl-carrier protein] ligase activity
Source: RefSeq, a predicted model, not a curated record